AUGGAGCAACAACUUGCAUAUUUAUCCUCAAAGAACAGUACACUGCAGGAGCUGACAACCUCACUUUUGAUGGAAGAGUCACCUGUUGAUAAUGAUAUUAGGGACACAAGAUCCCAAAGGAAGACAAACGAUAUGUGUAAAAUCCAGCCGAUAAAAAAUGAAUUCACCGAACAUCAAACAGCUUUGGCUUUUGCCCAAUGUGCAUCUAUCGCGUUUCCUACACCCCAGUCAGACGUCGAAGUGGCAACAGAAUUUGCAAGACAAGCUCCAAUAAAAUUCGAUGACGCACCAAUAAAUAAUCGAUAUAGUACCAUCAGGUGGACCACCGCAACGUAA
Messenger RNA from Acanthoscelides obtectus, 336 nucleotides. The record is from the annotation of a GenBank genome assembly. NCBI's taxonomy places the organism in Eukaryota, Metazoa, Arthropoda, Insecta, Coleoptera, Chrysomelidae.